UUAUUUUGGACAAGAUACAUUGAUGGGCGCUUUCGAAUAUUUUCCUCGUGAAAUCUGGGAGAUUAUUUUAUUCUAUGGUGGAAAUUCUGUGAAAAAGGGUCGAGUGAUGGCGGUGAAUAAGCAUUGGUACAUCAUGUUUUUAUCAAUCACUUUUACCGCACCCUUUAUUCGUUUAAGCUGUGAUCGAUCCAAGUACCACGAUAUCGUGAAUUCUCCGUUUCGCCCAGGACAGUGGACAACCUCCAUUACUUUUCGAUUUUUUAAAGCGGAGAGAGAUACUAUUACGCAAGGAAAACUUUAUCGAUUAAUGAAGUGCACUCCCCAUGUUGAACAAAUCAAUUUUAAUCAGAUCGAAAUAGUCGAUGAGCAAGACUGGAAUUAUUUUUAUGAGGUGCUCAAAUUAGCGGGCGUCUGGAAAUUACGCUGCUUACCGGAUGAUUGGAAAUUGGAAUCCGUUGAUAAUCGAGUUGACAUGAAAUCAGUUUAUUCAGCCUAUCUAAAAUGUGCUCAGCAUCUAAGGGAUUCACUUGGUUCUUUACGAUUGAUUAAAGAAAUGAUGCCGACCAAUACAGAUCUCAGUUUUGUAAAUGGAUUCACCGCAUUAACCCCUCAUCUAGAAGAACUCGAAGUGGAUUUUAAAGACACGAGUUUUGAUUCAGAUGACUACAAGAAAACAAUUCUGAAUGUAAAAUAUCCUAGCAUAAAGAUACUUACCUUUCAUAACUUUGUAUUUGAAACAGACAAUCAAGUAAGCAUGAUCUAUACCCAUUUUACAGGGCUCAAAAAACUAUCUCUUGCAUGUUCCAAAAACAAACUUGUAUUGAAGCCGGAGACAUCAAGAGCUUUCUUCAGCAUGCUCUCUUCACUUUUAAAUUACAAUAUUUUGUUUCGUAGAAAUACCAUUGACGUAGCAAAGUUUAUAAAUGAAUAUUGUCAACAGGAAAUGCAUGCAACUGCAUAUGGUAGCUAUAUUUAUGAUGACUCUAUUCUCGUUAGCAAAACAAAGUCUGUUCCCAAGACAAUGAUAAAAUACAAAUUUUAUACUGAAGGAAAUACCGACCACUAUGCUGCAAAACGUAUUUUAUCCGAUUUAGGUCCAAGCAUACAACAAGUUGAACUUCUUGAUUUGGAGGAUGAAACUAUUCAAGAGUAUUUGAAGGCCCUUUUUAGUAUCCAGCACAAAACUCUACACUCUAUCGUAUUUAACGCGCUUACAUUUGAAACGCUUGUGUUAACAGGUGGUCUUUAUUAUACUAGCUACCUCCAAUGCAUAAUGUUUGACAAGUGUACAUUCUCCAAACAAGCCCUGCAAGCACUAUCAGGCGUCUUUACAAAUAUAGACUCAAUUCACUUUAAAGGCUGUCACUUUGAUGAAUCUUUUGAUCGUUCUUGGGUAAACAUAAUUAUGCCAAAAACCGAAAUUCACAAUCUUUGUAUAUCGUAUAAUGUUCCUUUUAGUGCUUCCUAUAAUGAUGAAAACGAGACACUAUAUGAUGAUGAAGAGAAAAUAGAACAUCCCCGAAUUUUCCCGCUGGUUUCGAUCACGUUGACAGGUGAAGGAGUUACAAGAUAUUAUUAUACGCGAGAUGAGAACGUACCGGUAGUUAUCCAAACUACAGAAUUACAGUUUUAUUUGCUCGCAGACGAGCAUCGGUAUUUGCCAUUUAUUAGAGUCGUCAAUGUCCAGGUUAAAUCGAUCGGAGAACUGUCAUUGAAAUUAAGCAACAAUCGGUCAAAAGAUAUUCAAAUGAAUUUUAAAUGUUAGUGUUUAACUUUUUGUCGUAGUUCUGUAACUAUUAAAGCAAGUUAUGGCAAAUAUUUCUUUUCGUUCAUAUUUUAUCGACUUAAAUGUUCAUUCUUUGUUUUCUUUUCCAAAAGAUAGAAUUACUUUAUAGCUUUGUUAAAUUUACGUUGUAGCACGUUGAUUUUGACCCACUGUACUUUGUCAUUUGGAUUUGGUCCCUUU
Messenger RNA from Mucor mucedo, 1966 nucleotides. RefSeq lists its product as uncharacterized. NCBI's taxonomy places the organism in Eukaryota, Fungi, Mucoromycota, Mucoromycetes, Mucorales, Mucoraceae. Bases 23 to 1765 code for a protein of 580 amino acids. The transcript is spliced from 3 exons. The record is from RefSeq and is a predicted model, not a curated record.